UCCUCUCCCCACCGGCCUUUUGAGAAAGGACCCAACGCGAUCGAAAUCCCCUGCCUUCUUGAAUUGCUGCCAGGCGGCGCCAGCAGCCACAGCCACAGCCAGUGCAAUUGCACGGCAGCCAAUUUUCAGAGCAGCAGUAGCUAUUUAGCGAUUCCUCAAUUAGCCAGUCAAAUCUCCACAUCCUUUCCCCACCAUCCACUUUCCUCCCAAGGCUCCCAUGGACACCGCCGUCUCCACCCUCACCGCUCUCGCCAUCUUCGCGAGCACCGUCGAGCACGCCGCCUACAGGAGCGUGCACGGGUACAGGGUGGUCGGGAGGAAACGCGGCGGGUGGGUUCGGUGGGAGAGGUGGGUGGAGCGGCAGUUCGUCCUCUCCCUCUCCUUCCCACCGUGCCUCGAGGUCGCCCUGCCCGCCGCCGCGCCGCGGAUACUGCCAGCGGGGUGGCGGACCCGGCCGGUGUUCCGCGAGGGACAGACCGUGGAGGACACCUGGCGUUGCAUUGUGGCAUUCGACUCCGUCGCCGCCGUCGCACCGUCCUCCCCGCCGCCGCCCGUGCUCUCCCCCCUCGUGAACCCGCAGCUGCAGUAUCUGCCUAAUCUGUACAACGACCUGCUGAAGGUGUUUCAGUUUCAGGAAGAGAAAAAGGUCUCACAGCUCGUUAAUUCAAAAAAGCAACCCAUCCGUUCUGGUGAGCAGGGGAAAACUUCUGAUCUGGCUGAUGCGUCGGAGUCUGAUUCGGAAGGGGAUUCUCAAUCUGACAAAGAACUUGCACCACCAGUUCAGAAGCAUAUAAGAGCCAACAGGAAGCAUAUAGAUAGCAUUACUUUAGUUGAUAUAGCUCAGUACUUCCAUCUUCCACUCCGAGAUGCAUCAAAGACACUCAAGAUCGGGGUCAGCAUACUGAAGAGGAAAUGCCGACAAUAUGGGAUAGCUCGUUGGCCGCACCGGAAAAUCAAGUCACUUGACUCCCUCAUUCAUGACCUUGAGUACGUGCUGGCAAGAGAGGACGACGAGGAGGAGGAGAAGCAGCUGCAGAAGGAGAGGCUGGCUGCUGCGAUAACGGCCCUCGCAAAGCGGAAGAGCAUGCUGGAAAGCGAGAAGGAAACCAUACAGCAGAAACCGACCAUGGACUUGAUGGCUGAAACCAAGCUGUUCAGGGAAGAUGUUUUCAAGAGGAGAUAUAGGGCCAAAAGUUCAGUCAUGGAUGAUAUGGAUUUCGGUAUGGUUUAGCAUUUCUAUUUAGCUGAUAAUAGCUGGUGUAAAAAGAUAUGGGCUGGCUGAACCUGGUUGUAAAGAGAUAAUCUCUCCAUGUGUAUCGCCAGUUUAUAUGAUAGUAGCUGGUUGCUGCUCUCUUCAUAAACUUUGCUUUGUUCUGA
Molecule: messenger RNA, 1377 nt
Organism: Sorghum bicolor (sorghum)
Lineage: Eukaryota; Viridiplantae; Streptophyta; Magnoliopsida; Poales; Poaceae
Product: protein RKD5
Exons: 5
Coding region: 218-1231 (337 amino acids)
Molecular function (GO): DNA-binding transcription factor activity
Source: RefSeq, a predicted model, not a curated record